UAUGCGUUGAUAUGCGCAGAGCGAAUACUGCGAUUUUACGCGAACGGCAUAUUAUGCCUACCGUAGACGAUUUCUUGCCAAGAUUUAUCUGCGAAAAUUUUCAGUCGUCUGGACAUUAAGGAGGCCUUCCAUCAGGUGGAGCUAGAAGAAGGUAGCAGAUAUAUGACAACAUUCAUCACACACAUGGGUUUAUUUCGAUAUACACGUUUAAUGUAUGACGUUGCUAUUGCGCCUGAAAUAUUCCAACGAAUCAUGAAACAGCUACUUAGCCCCUGCAGUAAGAAUGCAGUGAAUUUCAUUGCUGACAUUCUAAUUUUCGGCUCUUCUGAGGAAGAGCACGAUGCAGCACUGGAAAAGGUGCUGCGAAUUAUAAGCGAAAAAGGUAUUCUAUUAAACCAAGCGAAAUGUGUGUUCAAAGUAUCGGAGCUGGAGUUCUUGGGACAUAUAAUUUCUUCCAGAGGAGUGCAACUUUCAAAAAGUAAGGUUGAAGCCUUUUCGUGCCCCCUCCACAUCAGAGGAAGUCCGUAGCUUUUAAGGCCUCGUUACAUACGUCGGUAGAUUUCUUCCCAACGUCGUUACCAUCUCCACUCCGCUUCGUGAGCUUACCCAUUCAGGCGUCAAGUUUUCCUGGGGCAAAGAACAGCAAGAAGCGUUUGUGGAAUUGAAACGACUGAUAUCAAACGUUCGACAUCUUUGGUUUUUCGACAACACACUCCGGACAAGAGUGAUAGCUGAUGCUUCUCCUGUUUCCUUAGGAGCUGUUUUAAUCCAAUUCGAAGGUCUAACUGAUGACAAACCACGCCCAAUAUCGUAUGCUAGUAAAAGCUUGACUCAAACAGAACGUCGCUACUGCCAGACAGAGAAGGAGGCGCUAGCUUUAGUCUGGGCCGUGGAGAGGUUUUCGAUUUAUCUCAUCGGGCGCAUGUUUGAACUGGAGACCGACCACAAACCUCUCGAAGCUAUCUUCCAGCCCAAAUCCAAGCCUUGCUCUAGAAUCGAGGGAUGGGUAUUGCGCCUUCAGUCCUUCUCAUUCAUCGUAAAAUACCGUAAGGGAACAGGUUAUAUCGCGGACUCUCUUUCUCGUCUGGUCGACAACUCACCGCCGGAAGAGUUUGAUGCUGAAAGUACGUUUAUGGUACUUGCUAUAAUAAAGUCAGCAGCCAUCGACGUUACGGACGUAGAAAAAGUAGUGGAAUCGGAUAGUGUUCUGAAAGUAGUUAAAGAAUGCUUGCAAACUGGACAAUGGGACCAUCCACAUGCUAAGCCGUUUCUACCGUUCAAAAAUGAAUUGGGCUGUGUAGGCGAAUUACUUGUACGCGGAGAUAAGUUAGUUGUGCCGACUAGUUUGAGAUCCCGAAUGAUUGACCUGGCUAAUGAAGCACAUCCAGGGGAGUCCGUAAUGAAGCGACGGCUUAGGGAAAGAGCAUGGUGGCCUGGAAUGGACAAAGAUAUCACACAAUGCGUAGCGUUAUGUGAGGAAUGCCGUUUAGAAGGACUACCUAACAAACCCGAACCAAUGCAUCGUCGUUCAAUACCAUUGAAACCUUGGAUCGAUAUAGCUAUCGACUUUCUCGGUCCGAUGCCAUGUGCCAGUUACCUGCUUGUAGUGAUAGAUUAUUAUAGUCGGUACAAGAAAGUAGAGAUUAUGCAUAAAAUCACAGCAAAAGAGACGGUCAGUCGACUAGAUAGAAUUUUCACAAGACUGGGUUUUCAACGGACAAUAACUUUAAACAAUGCUAAGCAAUUUGUUGGAGUUGAGCUUGAUAGUUAUUGCAGAACACACGGGAUACACCUGAACCAUUCGACGCCCUAUUGGCCACAAGAAAAUUGCCUUGUAGAGAGACAGAAUCGAUCCUUACUCAAGAGACUUCAAAUUAGCAACUCCCUAGGCAGAGAUUGGCAGCAAGACCUUCGCGAUUAUCUUAUAAUGUAUUAUACCACGCCACACUCCACAACAGGUAAAACACCAACCGAGUUACUCUAUGGACGUACGAUUCGAUCGAAAAUUCCAGCCCUUGAAGAUAUUGAAACCAUUCCGACCAGCACGGAUUUUCGUGAUAAAGAUCAAAUUGCGAAAGAAAACGGAAAAAAAAACUAAGGAUUUACGGCGUAGAGCCAGACGCUCUUCGAUUAAACAGGGAGAUAGGGUUCUUAUGCAAUAUCAGAUUUCAGGUAAUAAACUCACGACUACGUAUAAUCCUAAGAAAUACUCAGUGGUUACACGAACUGGCCCCCGUAUUACUGUAGAAGAUCCAGAUAGCGGAAAGUGCUACGACAGAAAUGUUGCUCAUCUUAAGAAAGCUCUCGAACCGAUUGAGAAUGUACACACGAACGAUGUGAAUAAUAAUAACCAUCAUCUGAAGAAGAAUUCCACAGCUAUGAUGAAGGAAACGAUCUUCCGAAAAGCUUAUCCGGUCGCCGACAAAGGAUAACGAAGAAACCAGAAAAAUAUAAUGAUUUUGUUAUGUAACUUAAUUUAAAAGAAGGGAAGAUGUGGUUCCCAGCUACGGCUCUGAUAGAAAUACAUUAAAUAUACCUAAGUACUGCCCUGGGUGAGGAGUGUUGACGAGAGAUAUAGGAUAAAGAGAAUAAACGAGAGUGGAAAAGGUUGUUAAGU
This is a messenger RNA of Wyeomyia smithii (pitcher-plant mosquito), 2617 nucleotides long. RefSeq lists its product as uncharacterized. The coding region runs from base 923 to 2098 and encodes 391 amino acids. The transcript is spliced from 2 exons. Gene Ontology annotation, biological process: DNA integration. The record is from RefSeq and is a predicted model, not a curated record. Gene Ontology annotation, molecular function: nucleic acid binding. NCBI's taxonomy places the organism in Eukaryota, Metazoa, Arthropoda, Insecta, Diptera, Culicidae.